Dufourea novaeangliae is the source of this 2452-nucleotide messenger RNA. RefSeq lists its product as uncharacterized. The record is from RefSeq and is a predicted model, not a curated record. Lineage: Eukaryota; Metazoa; Arthropoda; Insecta; Hymenoptera; Halictidae. The transcript has 6 exons. The coding region runs from base 1 to 2433 and encodes 810 amino acids.
AUGGGGCUCGACCACGAGCUCAACGGAAUUCUUCGAGAACUGGUGCAGUUUCUGGAAUGCCUGCGAGAAGUGAAGCUUCCGGUCGCUCUGGAGAGUAUACGGGACAAUCUGCUGACACGUUCGAAGGACACUCUGACGAUGUUCAUGGUCGAGAGAACCGGAAGACCGACUUCCCCGGAGCCGUACUUGAAUAUGAGCCCAGUUGCGCCGAAGGGUCUGGUAACGGUGUCGAGGAUGGACGGCGAGCUACAGGAGUACGUGGGAGUGGAAGAACAGCCGAGGCAGAAACAGCAACAGGAUUAUUACGAGAGCUUCCAAACGGUCGAGUCGAAUCACGCCGCGUCCGUGACCACGACAACCGCAGCGAACACGAAGGAACAUCGUCGGAACAAAAGCGAGGAGAUCGAGAACGCCCUGAUGGAGAUAUACUCGAGUUUCCCAGCGGUCGAGGCAAGAGAUAAAUCACAAAAGUGCGGACCGCUGUUCCGCAAAGAAGGAAAGAAGCUGUUCGUUUUCGAGCAGUAUCGGUCAUGUUGGGUCGGUCUGGUUGGAACGCAUUUACUGAUCUACGGGAACGAUCGUGAGAACAGACCGUGCACAGUGCUACCGAUCCGCGGUUACAUGGCUCGGGCCGCGCCGAACGUUUUUCCCCGUGAUCAACGAAGAAGCGCGUCCGCCUUCGAAAUGUUUCGUCCCGGCAACAGGACAUUUCAGUUCGUUGCGAGAACACCGAAGGACAUGGAACAGUGGGUGGCGAAAAUAUGCGACUUGAACCAGGGAAACGAGACCACGGAAUACCCGAAGGACACGAUCAUCGCACCGCUGGAAAGUAACGCACCAGAAGUGGACUCUGUUACGGACACGAAUUACAGCGAGGAACAAUAUCAGGACGUUGGAUGCACGAGUGUCGAUAAAUCGUUAUCGGAGGAUCAGUCGGUAACUUCGAGCGUUAUCAAUAACGACAGAGAAGCGAUCGAGUCUUCGUCGAAGAGCGCGAAUCUCGAACCCCCGAAUCCUUCUCAGGCUCCUACCCUUUCGCCAACAGUUCCUGGCCCUGCUCCACGGCUACCCGCCCGGAUCCCGCGAAGAUUACCGUCUUUACCUGUUCGCGGUUCCGGAACCUCAUCCUCUUACGAAUUUCCGGAGGAAGAGGAGGACGAUAUCUAUCAUAAGAUCGAGGAUUUCCGAGACACGACGCAUUGUUACGGGAACGUAGUCGUUGGUAAAGGUAAAACAUUUAAAACCAGAGUCGACGAUGUUCGCGAGGACGAACUUCCAACCUACGACGACGUUUCCGCCAAUACCAAAGACCAGAAUACCGCGUCUGACGAAAAAUUAAAGAAAAACGUCGAAGCUGUUGCCGAACGAUCGGUCGGAAAGCAAAAUUCGCGAGGCAAGGCAUCUCACGAUACCACCGGUUCCUCGAUCACCGCGACGAGAAGCACCGAUGUGAACUGCGUCGACGAACGAACCGCAUGUGUCUCUUACGACAACGUCGAGAGUCUAGUCUCGAGCCCGAAAUCAAACAAAAAUCGACGGUCCGAGAAAACGGGUGAACCGACAAAGUCGCCGCAAAAGAAAUCCUUUCUGGACCGAGUGAGAAGCAGAAAGGAAUCUCCGCGGAAAACUGACAAGCACGCGAAGGGUAAAAUUCUGACGCCACCUGCCCCCGACGUCCAAGAAUUACCCACCUACGAGGAUGUGUUCGGUUUGACGAAUACUCGACAAGUUAAGCGAAAUCCAAGUUCGGAAGAGGACGAAUCAGAGUACACCUGCCCGCCUCCUCCUAGACCGAUUUACGGGAAACCACCCACGAUUGUUGACGCGACCGACCAACAAGAAUUUUACGAUGACGUUACUAGCUGCCGACAAAAUUACAGAGAAGAAGUACGUCAGAUUAAUCAUCAGCGAAUCACCACGAAACUGAACUACACUCGCGAACUUGCUCGAUCGAAUCACGACGAGUCCGUACCAUGCGAGAACGUCGAUCGACCGGUAUCCCAAUUAUCGUUCGAUGAGAAUGAACACUACAAAAUACCACGCGGCAAAUCGAAUCAUCGUCAGUACCCUGUCGAUCAACAGGAAGAAUUGUACGACGAUAUUGCUAUACUCGCAGAGUUUACAGCACGACAAAAAGAAUCUCUCGGUAAGAAGGAGGGCGAGGAAACUACCAGGAUAUAUGCUAACGUAGAGAAAAGAUCUUGGAACCGUUUUGUCAACGGCAAGAAGUUGAAACCAGUCGACACCGUCGCGGGACCUGAAGCGAAUCGUCGAAACUCGAUCGAGGCUGAAAAUACGGACGAGCUCGCCGCGACGAGAAUGAAUACUUUCCAGAAAUUGAUUAGCAAAAUGGAGAACUCUCUUAGCAAGACUUCCGUUAAGGCGACACCAACGAUGCUACCGAAUAAGCUGAAUCUCAUCAACGACGCCUAAUAUCGUAGGAAACGAUUAA